Babesia bigemina is the source of this 5421-nucleotide messenger RNA. RefSeq lists its product as hypothetical. The record is from RefSeq and is a predicted model, not a curated record. Lineage: Eukaryota; Apicomplexa; Aconoidasida; Piroplasmida; Babesiidae. The transcript has 3 exons. The coding region runs from base 1 to 5421 and encodes 1806 amino acids.
AUGACACACGGCUUCCAGCCGCUUUCGAGCUCUGGCGCCACUCUUUACAUCCCCGGGCAGCUCGAGCUCAUAGACACAGGGGUGUCGUCGGCGUCGGACUCCGACACAUGUGAGCAAGAAGCCAUUGCCGCGACCCCUAGGGCGUCCGCAGUGCGCGAGCAAGUGGACAAAUCAUGUAGAGCUACGCCGAGCACCGCUUCGCGGGUCAGGAGGACCCCGAAGGCGUCGCCUGUGAGGGUAGCGCUCCGGAGGUACGCCGUCACGAAGUCGGAAACCCUUCAGCACCUCUACGAGCACUGGACUCCCCUAUUGACGAGAGCAUGGCCUCAAGAUGUCCAAGGCGCCGCGAACGUGCUGGCUGAAUGCAAUUCGCUGAUAGGCAUCCAGCGGCGGUGGCUCAGCAACUACGAGUGCGCUCUGUUGUUCCGCCAACUCGCCACCGAUGCGUACCCGGAUCCAGAACGGUUGCGAUGCGUGCUUGGGCUCCUGCUGCGUUGGUGGUUUUGCGGCAAGUUUGCCGUGCACCUCGCGCAGUUCCCUCAUCUUGGUAACGAAGCAGUUUUAGUCAACGCUGCCUAUGGGAUACUGUCCUCAUCCUGGACUCAAGCAAGGCUGAUGCUGCAGUUGCUGGAGUGCCACGACACACUCGGGGAGCUUCUGUACGGCGUUCUCAUACACCCUACAGAAGCCCAGAGCGGUGAUCACGCUAUAGACGCGGCCAGCUGCAACUCUCUCCUGCUGAAGGUGCUGCCAAUUAUCAAACGAGGCCUCCUCGAGCCCGACCCCGAGCCCGCAUGUAGCAAGGCGACGCGGUUCAUCGAAGACAUGAGCACCAAAGCGCUCUACCUGCGUUUCGACCGCGGUUUCGACAAUAAGAGGCUGCAUCUGAGACACGAAUGCCGCACCGACGAUAAGUUGUCUUUGGUGGAAAAGCUUUGGGGCGGCGUGUUGCGCUGCAACGUCGCCAAUUUGCAGAGUGGGCAGCCCCAACGUUGCGACUGCCAUGGCAGGAUGGCCGGCAUCUUACUCAACCUCAUCUCGAAGACGACGUCUCUUGGCACUCAUGGUUCUAGCAGUACGCUGGAGGGGUGUCGCCAGCUGUCCACGCGAAGGCUGAUUGGUUACUUUGCCAAGUGGGUGGCCGCCAAGACACCUAAGGCAAAUAAAAACGGCGCGGUUGUGCCUCCGCAGGAAAGCUCAGAAGGACAGACCGAAGAUAAAUUUGUCGCGACCGGAAUGGCUGGAAACUGCGCGCGGCAAAAACCAGGCGAAGCAAGCAGCAGUAGCUGCGACAACCGUGCCACAUCCAACUGCUGCACCUUGAACAGGUCUGCGCAGUUACUACUAGAUACCGAACUUGCUGCUGACAGUCUGCAACGUGUGGAUGAGUGCGUAGGGUUGUGCGCCGGUGUCGUAUUCAGCAAGCCCCCGUUAAUAAAAGAGGAGCCGGGUGUAGAUGAAGCACGAACAACGGGAGCGCCCAUUGCGCUAAACACAAGCGAUACGUUCAUCGUGAUGGCUUUCGGCAACAUAUGGGAUAAUCGCAAUUCAAGCGCCGAUCCCGUCCACAGAGCGUGCAUGACCUUGUUGGCGGGUGCCAUCUUAAUGAUCGAGGACAACCACCUGAUGGGCGAUGUCAUCCUGGACGAGGGGUACAGCAGGCCUCUGCUGGCUUCCAAGCUAUCGCAAUCAGACGACGGGCGUGUGAUUGUUGAUAAGGUUCUCAGGCACCGCCAAUUUUACAGCUGGAGCUCUGGUGUCGCCAAUGGCAAAUACAACGGCUGCAGUGAACCUUCUGCAGCGGCAACUUCACGUGCCGAACGUCUGAAGUCUCCCGUAGAUUCCGCGGCACGCGUGGACUACAUAAUGGGUGAACCGUCGCAGCAUUUAGGAGAGGUGCACAGGGCGCUGUGCGAAGCAGCAGGGGUCUGCUCCAACAAUGCCAGCUUCGUCCCAGCGCUAAUGAUACGCGAUGCUUGGACGUCGUCGACUAGGCAUAAUGUGGUGUUUAAGAUGUGCCGGCAGGCGGCGUACCAUGUUUUGGAUGGCCUGUGGCAGGUGCUGCAGCAGGGUGAGACCUGCUCUGCCAACAUCUCAUUGGAAGUCGGGGAUGGGGACUGCAGAAGGUCUGCAACUGCAUAUGCCAUGGUGGCGUUAGCAUCACUCAUGGGCGACACUGUUGUUCUUCAAACGGCGGACGCGCACGUUGGCAUUGUCAGGAUUGCAGUGUUGCUGGGCCGUGGCAAAGACUUUGCAUCACCCGACUAUGGCAGCCACAUCACCGACGACAACCUCCUGAACCUCCUACUCAAACUGCUGUACACUGAUAUCGCGACCGACGCAUCCAUGGCACUGGAGUGCCACAGCAGCCAGCUCGCCAUCUACCGUACGCUGCUGGUGCACUAUCUUCGAAAGGCACUGCUACAACCAACAAAGCAGGCGUUCGAUAUCGGCUUUGCGGGCAAAAGAGUAGUUGAUUUCGAUGCCAUAUUCAGGCGUAUCUUGCGGCUCAUCUUUUUCCGCGUCCACGUGGCCCUCGUCGACCGACCCAAGUUCGAAAGUUUCCUCCGGACCCGCGUCGAAUACGCCGCGCAGCACGAUAACACGGAUAAUGAGGGGGAGUUCCUGGAAGAGAUAAAUUGCGGGUACAUCGAAUUGAGCGACGACGAUACCGGCAGGAAAACCAGCUCCGACGGCGAUGUGGGAGUAGACGGCGCCAUCGACCACCGUAUAUUCGGGUUCCUUGAGUAUUCGCCUUCUCACCGAGUGGCGCGCAAGCUCUGGAGACGCUUUGUCAAAAGUGAGCACGGGGGUGAGCAGGAAGAAAUGCCAUCGCAUUCUGGGCCUCUGGAUCGCAGCAUGGCGCGGGAAGCGGGUGCAGCUAAUUCCGAACACCCUCGAUUCAGCAAAGGCAUGCCGGACAUGGAUUUGCUGUUCUUCGAGUCUGUAUUCGAGCUAUGUGGUCAGCUGCGGUUUUGCGUUGAUGAGGACCAGCUGUUCCGGCACAACAAGGUCGACCGGCUGCUGUACCAGCUGUUCCUGCAUAUAUGUCAUGUUGACAAGGGGGCCAACAUCCAGCGCAAUUACGAGACGAAUGUGCUGUGCAAGAUAAACCGUGUACACGAAACUGAUGAGUACGGCGAAGUUGACACCGAUCGGGCUACCCUGGACAGCCUUGGGUGGAAGCAAGGUAGCGUCGGCAUGCCUUCCGGGGGAUCCACGGCGUGCGAACAACCCGCCGACGAGCAAAAGGAGUGUGGCUACGUUAAUUUGGACGUGUUAUUUCUGAGCAGGCAGAAGUUUACCAAACGCAGCUACUACGUGCUCAGCCGCCUCGCCAUCGAAUCGCUGGUGCGUUGGCUGUCGCCAGAGUCCGCGGCGUGUGCUGUUUGUCGCUGGGCUUCUAGCGUGCCAAUAGACACCACAAGCCGCGUGAAGGCGUACAAGCCUGCGACGGCAAGCGCCAUUGUCACUAUGCUGUCCCUCAGCAUGCUGUGCCACGUGGCACUACCGAGUGCGGAGGAGCUGCCUCUGCAAAAGGUGGAGUCGCUCGUCUCCGCGGCGAACGUCUGUUUUGUAAACCUCACGGUGUCGUUUACAGCGGCUGCAACUAUUCCGGAUGCGGUUGAAGUCAUUGGCUCAGAUGAGGAUGAGGGCAGCGAGCGCGGCGACAGCUGCGCUAUUUCGCGCGGUGGCGGCGCGCAUGUCGAACCCACAGGCGACCACAUCAAGGUAAAAGAGGAGCCAAAUGAAACAUGUGGCGCCGCCUCCACAGGAAGCGGGGUAGAACCGGCAGCACGCGUCAAACGUGAGCGCCCCUCCGUCUCAGAUGACCUGUGCAGGCACAGCGUGAACCAGCACUCAUGCGACGAACGCCACCUCAUAGCAUCGACUGACGAGCACUAUGUAGCGCCGGAGCUCGCCGAAGGCGCUUGGCAGAGAGGGCGAUCUUACGUACCCGGCGGCCUGCAGAUGUGGAAGGAUCAUAAGAUCCGCGAACACCGAGCGAGGCAGUUGUGUUUGAUGAGGUUACGGAAUCAUCUGCGUAAGAGACUGAUUAAGGAGGGUGUGCAUUUGCUGCAGAUAUGCGUGGUUUUCGUGCACAUACUGGGUCACGUGGUGCUGCAGACGGCGAACUGCCUCCUAAACCCGCAGAAUGGGUAUGUCACUGCGAGCCACACCGCAGCCACGCUCCAAGAGUGUUCUUCCUCCGAGAAACAAGGCUGUUUCGGCGAUAGCAACAACACCGAUGUAAGCGAAGCACCACCUGUUGGCACCACGACGGCUCCGGUGAUUAAGGAAGGGGUAACGGCGUGUCCAUCCGACAUCCCCAGCUCGUCGUUGACAAGCUUUACCACUGCCGAAGAUGGCUGGGUAACUCCGCCCAGCGGAAAUCGGGAUUCAUCUGCUACGAGCCCUGGAAACGCGACGUCUAAAAGUCGGUCGGAGGCCCAUAACGCCAAUGGUGAAGGCCAGCAGGGCAACGGCGGUGUCCGUGAUGGACGGGAAGCUAUAGAGGCUCCGCAUCGGCACGAAUUAGUGAGUAAUGCUGAUGGUGAGCCCGUAAAUGCCGAGGGUGUAACGCAACCGGUUAUCGAUGCAGAGGGUGUCCGUUGCGUGCCCGGUGCUUACCGCGAUCCGGCUCGCAGUGGCAGUUGCCGUAUGAAAGAUUACGCCGAGAGUGAUACUACGUGCCACAAACAUAAUAGCGAUGCAUCAAUGGCAGAGUCGAAGCAAACCUGUGGUGAAACCCGGGGGGAACAUUCCUGCCAACGCAACGAGGACACCAACGCAGUGGACUACCCGAACAACCUUGGCACCAAAGAUUCGCAUCAAAUGCGCCUGUCAGCGGAUCCUAAACUAGCGUCUAAAUUCGAGUGCGCUAUGCAGUUCCUGGGGUUAGCUUGCAACACUUUGGACUCUUUGCUCGGUGCGUGCAGCACCGUGAGCCGGUGCUGCGUGGGUGACGACCUCGAGGUCGCCAUAUGGGACAACGACCGGAUGAUCAAAGCGGCUGAAGAGGAGCUGGAGUUGCUUUUGCAUGAGAUAAGUUUCCUCCGCGACCAAGUUGAGGCCCACAUAGCGCCACUGCGGGCGCUGCAUUCGGAAGCGAUGCUAACCGCCGACUACCCCUCCACCCAGGAUUCCGGGGCCGGGCGCCACCUAAAGGCUGAACACAAGGCGGCACAGUCAGGCGAUGACGAGUCGUGCGUGGAAAGCGGGGACAGCUCAUCCGACGGCGACUGUAGUGGUGCCGAGUACGACGAUGAUCUGGGGUCGUUUGUGGACUUCGAGACCGACAGCCACCUGGGCAUGGUCACGUUUAGGCGCCCCAACAAGCGUGCCAACACCGCGUCCCGCCUGCGUGACGUAGUUUUGCGAUCGGAGUGGAACUGCCUGAUAAAGAGCUACCUCUCCUAG